AUGACCUGGAGGAGUCUCAUCAAACUGUUGCUCAGUUGCAGUAUCCUCCUGACCGUCUCCUACUUGGUUUACAACAGUCAUGUUCCUCUACAGGGAGGGAGCGAGAACCUGCCGCGGCCACGGGCGGCCCCAGAGCAGCCUCACCUUGAUCCACAGCCCUGCAUGUGCCAGCCAGACUCGGUUCAACUCAAAGAUAAAAUUCCAAAGAACCAGUUUGACAAAGUGUUCCAACGGAGGAAAGACGAGCUGUCCAAGCAGAAGAAAAGAACCUCGUCUGAGUUGUCCAAACUGCUGCUGGCUCCAGCCAACAGCCCUCUGCAGUAUCCUAUCCAGGGUUUUACUGCCCGACCUCUGAGGAUCAGCCCCAUCCCAGGUUUAGCGCUGUACGCCGAGCAGCGGAGCAGCUACAAGGUGAUCCUGAAAGUAGCCAAAGGCCGCCUCAGCACAGAGGCCUCCCUCUCCAAGAAAGUGACAGUUAAAGGGAACCAAGGACCUGAACUCACCGUGGAGUCCAGCAGCCUGCCGCUCCUGAAUGCUGCGCUGGCCUCAGUAUCUUACCAGAGCACCAUGUACCACGUCCACACCGGAGAUCUGGCUUCCUUUUCUUAUGACAACUAUGAAGCCACCUUCCCCAUCGUCAUCAAACAGCCUCAGAUGCCGGUCAUGUUCGACACGGGAACAGACAUCAAGUCAAAAGUUACCAUAACCAUCAAGACCUUUCUGCGCUACAACAAUCUGAAAGUCCUGCUGAGCAGCAUCCGCAGGUUCUACCCCACUGUACCAGUGAUCGUGGCAGACGACAGCAUUGAACCAGAAAAGAUACAAGAAGAGAAUGUCCAGCAGUACAUCAUGCCACCUGCUCAGGUAACUCCUGCUGCCCGCAGCAGACCAGGCCAGUUCCACCUGCUCAGCAGACCAGGCCAGUUUCCACCUGCUCAGGUAACUCCUGCUGACCGCAGCAGACCAGGCCAGUUCCACCUGCUCAGGGAUAUGGAGCCACCCAAGGACAAAGAUGACGACUUUGUGUUUACUGAAGACACAAAGAUCGAGAAGUUUCUAAAUGUCAUGGAGGCAGUGCCAGAACUCGAUGUGGUUGGCGGCUCAGUGCAAGGAAACCAGUUUUUCUUUUCACUUGAGUACGAUGAAGGGGUGCCGGAUGACGGAGGCUGUCUCUACAGGAAGUCCAUGGGAAGCUUCCAAACCCUUCAAGGUUACCCACAAUGCACUUUGGCCAAUGGGGUGGUCAACUUCUUCCUGGCACGUACAGACUCUGUCCAGAAGUCCAGAUUUGACCCCCUCCUAAAGAGAGUCGCACACUCAGAAUGGUUUAUGGAUGGCCUGGGUUCACUGAUGGUGGCCUCCUGUAGCGACGUCACUAUCGGUCAUCAACCACGGAAGAAAAACGCAGAGUAUGAAAAGUAUCGGAGGCCCACUGAUCUUUCUGAUGCAGUUUUCAAAUACCAGCUGCACUUCUUCAAAAACAACCUGAAAUGCAUCAAGUUUGGAUGA
Messenger RNA from Knipowitschia caucasica, 1509 nucleotides. The record is from the annotation of a GenBank genome assembly. NCBI's taxonomy places the organism in Eukaryota, Metazoa, Chordata, Actinopteri, Gobiiformes, Gobiidae.